CACGCAGAUUGAGUUAGUGUUCAAUUGGAUCGCUAGCAUGCUAGACGUUGCGCUCCGCUUAAAUUGUAAACAAAAUUGUGGGGAAACUAAAUAAAUUCGCGCGAGCGUUUGUUAUUGUAGUGUGGCAGUGUCUUUAAAUAACAGUACUUUGACGGUAGCUAACAAACAGCUGAUAAUCGUUAAUUUUUCCCGCGUGCGGCGGGUGGCAUAUUUACACUUACGUUAACAAUAACAACAAGGCCAACAUGGCGUCCUUGAGCCAGCAGUGCAACCCGCGCGCUAACGUCUUUCUAAUGGUCAAUUUGGGAUGUGAAAUGCUCUAUGUGAUUGAUCAACGUCUGAAGGCGCAACAAAUUUGCGAGGAAAAGUCAACUCAAGUCAUUCACGAUGUUACCGUUGUAUUACUGGAGCCAAAGUUCUUAGAUUCGUUGAUUGUCGGCUCGACACACCACAAUUCGCAGUUACUUACCGUCGAUCAUUGUAAAUACAUGUUAAAUGAUGUUGCCACCUCAUCAAUUAUGCGUCUCGAUAAAAGUUCAAUGGAUAAAUUAUGGAAUCUCAUGACAAUGAUUUACAAAUGGCAACUUUUUAACUCGAAGCAUCCACAACAUUUACUCGAUAUAACUUUCAGACACUUGGACGCGAUUUGUCGGCUGCGACCCGAUGCACAACGUACCAUGCUAGUCGAUUUCACCAAGAAUGUCUUGCUCGAUUUCUGGAAUGUUCUGAGUGAUGAUGGUCAAUGGGGCGUCUAUCAAACGAAUAAAGCGUGGCUACAAUGUUUCAAUACGAAAAUAUCAUUACUCAUACGCCUCGGUUUCCAAAAUUUAGAUGGCACUUUUGUGCGCGCCGUAGAGGCUAGCUAUUAUCAGGAAUUCGUCGAUACUAUCGGUGAGAAUGUGUAUGUGAAGAGUGUUGAUAUUGCCGAAGCACAGCGUCAAGAGCACAUUGGUACGUGCGCGUCGACGAAGCAACAUGUUGAUCAGCUGGCCGAGUUAUUAAAUUUUCCGCAAUCGGAUAGCGAAGAUCUACAACCAAUCGAUGCAACUAGUUUUCAAAAACAAUUCGAACAGAAUUUGCAACAAUGCAAUAUUUUAUUUUUCGAUUUAGAUGUGAAUGAAGCGACGACAACAAACAGCAGCGGUGGCGGAGUUGACAGCAACGACAAGCUGCAUGCGGUUGAGAAAGAUGCCGCAACGGCGCAUGACUUAGUUGGCGCUUACGGUAAUAGUGAGAUAUUACCCGAUUCAUCGACGAUGUUGUCGACGCCAAAAAGACGAGCGCAAGGCGAGUUCGUGCAAUUGCCGGCGGUGUAUAAUCGUAAUGCGGACGCUGGGCGCGCCGGCGCUUUGGGUUUAAAUCGCGAUUUGCUCGAUUUAUAUAGCCAAAUACUUUAAGUGGACGACGGCAACAAGCGCGCAAUAAAUGGUUUCAGCAUGCGCAUAGAUAAAUCUAUAUUAGGGUGCGCAAAAAAAAA
This is a messenger RNA of Bactrocera oleae (olive fruit fly), 1477 nucleotides long. It is a transcript of the gene OSCP1, whose product is annotated as Organic solute carrier partner 1. Lineage: Eukaryota; Metazoa; Arthropoda; Insecta; Diptera; Tephritidae. Gene Ontology annotation, cellular component: plasma membrane; cytoplasm. Gene Ontology annotation, biological process: transport. The record is from RefSeq and is a predicted model, not a curated record.